UCAUUCGUGAGUUGGAUUUGAGUGCGUGCACAGCUGAAAAGCAAAAUGCAAACGGCUGUAUUUUCUAUAUACUCGAUGCCACUGGUACAUACAUAGUGUGUGGAAUCGGGAAAAGCACAAAUUUCUACGAAGCACGCAGAAAGGAAAUCGGCAAGGAAAACUGUGAAUAGUGAAGUGAAUGAAAAGAGAAAAUUAGUGAUUAUGAAAUAAUAUUGUUAAUGAGAAGAGACAAGUAGCGAAUUGAAUUAAGUCAGCUUUAGAGACUCUUUCCAUGUUAUAGAUAACGGGCCGAUUCAGAGAAACAUUUCGAGAUCAAUAUUCAAUUAUUGGUUGUGUUGGCAUGUUAAGUGUGUUCGAUGCCGGUGCGGUUAAGUGUCGUCUAUGGCCGAAUCCGUUAAAAGUCAAUCGCUCUCUGCAUUGACGGAGGGGCAGCACGACGACGGUGGUUCCACAUCAACCUCAGCGACAUUGGCUAACAACACCAGUGCGACCAACACCACAAUUUCAUCCAAUCACUCGUCUCAGCGGCGACGCAAUAACAAUACAAACAGCAACACCAGCAGCCACAGAAAGGGCCAUAGCAAAAACAAGAAACGGAAAACACCGGACGCAUCAGCAGGUCCUGCUGUAAGCUCCUCCGCCGACGUGGUCGCCGCCAGCUCUACAGCAUCUCAAACCACCUCCACACGUCGAUCCCGCAGUCAAGGUCGCCACUCCUCUGCAACAGCCCACAGCAGCAAGGACUCGCCGGUGAAGCGCACGGCAGCAGCCUGUCGUUCCCCGUCAUCGCCAGCAUCCAGCUUCAUCCCGACUGUAGGCGACCAAUCGCUUUCACCCGGCAGUCGUAAGCGUAACCAUCCUUUGCACAGCAUCAACAGCAGCAGCCGUUUUCGCAAUAGCAACCAAUCGGCACCCGGAGGAGAUCAGUUGGUGGAGCUUUGCUCGCCUCUCAAGAAGCGCCGCUUGCAGCAGUCCUUGGGAUCAGGAGUCGCCGGAGGAGCAGCUGAAGUUGGCCUAGCUGCAGAAAGCACAGACCAGACACCUCGUCAGGCAUCCGGAGACUGUGUUGCUCAGCGCACUCGGUCCAAAACUACUUCCCCGGAGGAGCUGCCGAGUACAAGCAGCGCUGCGGCUGCGCGCCAGCAUAAUCAGUUACGGGCCAGUGCCAGCUCUACCAGCUUACCGACCAGCAAUCGGAACAAGCGCAAGGCCGGUGGCGGAGGAUCGCGAGCUGUGGUUGAGACCACUCCCCACCGAGGAGCAGCAGUUGCUCGCGCCGGUCGCAACGGCAAUCUGCUAAACUAUUACCGCAAAACGCGCAAGGUUAGCCACACGCGCGCCACCCAGAAGCAGGAGAAGCAGUCAGUACAGACGGAGGAGACGGCCGCCACCAGCCGGAACGGAUCAGUGGGAUCCGGAACCAGCAUUAAAUCCGGUGGGAUUAGCAAGAACAGAAAGAAUCUGCGCCACUCACAGCAGAAUCUGCUGGACACAGAGGGCACAGGAGCAGAAGGAUCUGGUGCUGAAGCUGGAGUUAAGGAGCAACAGCCGGUGCAAGGGAAUCUGAACGUGGAGGACCAGCUGGUGAUCCUUGAGACAGCAGAGAAUCAACCAGAGGCACCAGUCAACCACAGCCAGGGUCAGUUGGAGCCGGAGGGCCAAUCAGAGGCGCAGGACGACAACGAAGACGACGAGGAGGACGACGAAGAAGAGGAAGAAGAGGAGGAAGAGGAGGUGGGAUUCUACGAAAUCGUAAACUCUGCGGGCUCGUCUUACGAGGAGGACCCCCAGAUCGUUGCCGAGGAGGACGAAAUUACAACUGAGGAGGACGUCGACGACGAGGAAGACGACGACAUCGAGGAGGACGAAGACAUCGAAGAGGAAGACCUCUCGGAGAGCGAAUUCGCCCAGCAACUGAUUGGUGAACUUGGUGGAAAACAACAACAACAAGAAGAACAAGAACAACCACAACGUGCCAGCAACAACAUUAAAACAACCAAGAACAACACAUUAGCGGCAGGAACAAACAAUAUAAAGGCGACAGCAACAGCAACAACGUCGUCCGGCUAUCAGCAACGUGCCGCCCCCCAUGGACAGGGGGCGGGGCCAGGCGUUGGAGGGGGUGGGCCACGUGCCACGCGCAGCAGCAAUAGCAACAGCAGCAGCAACAACGUUGUUGACUACAGCAUUAUGCCGCACCUCACAACGGCCACAACAACCACGGCAUAUGCCUUGACACCCCAGCAGCAGCAGCAGCAGCAACAUCAACCGCCACAACCUCCGUCGCAACAGCAACAGCAACAACAAGCACACCAACAACAACAACAACAGCCACCUCAAUUGCUGCCCACACAUCAGUUUGCACACUUGUCUUCCUUUGUGACACCAACAGCAGCGGCAGCAGCAGCGGCGGCGGCGCACUAUCCCCCAGCUACUGCUGCUGCCGCUUACUUUGCACAGCAGCAACACCAUCAGCAUCAUCAGCAUCAGCAACACGUGCAACAGCAGCAGCCACCGCAGCAGCACUAUUACCAUAGUUCUGUGGCCGUGUUGCAUCAACCUCCACCGCACCAUUUUACCUCCUCAGGGGCAGGACCACCGCCGGCACUCUACCAGCAACAGCCUCCGCCGCAGCUUACGCGCUACACGCCGGCAACAGCAACUACAGCAGCCACGUUUGUGCCUCCACAGCAGCAACAGGUUGCUUACAAUCCGCAACAGCAGCAGCAGCACUCCUCACUGCGACGCAGUUCACGUGGCAAGACGGGUUCUUGUGUGAGUUCGGCAGCAGCAGCACAGCAGCAGCAACACCACCAGCAGCAACAGCAACAUAGCAACGCUGCUGCUGCUGUACAGCAGCAAUUGCUGCCACCGCCUGGUACCUAUCAAUACCAACAGGUGGGCGGCAAUACCGUUGUAGUUGCCGUGCGUCAUCAGCAACAGUUGCAACAGCAGCAGCAGCAGCAGCAACAGCAACAACAGCAACUGGCCUUACAUCAGCAACAUCAGCAGCAACAACAGCAGCAACAGCAGCGUGCCACGCUCGUCCAGCCAGGAUUCUUGUUCAGCUAUCGCAGCAAUCAUCCCCAGCAGCAACAGCAACCGGCGCAACCGAUACAUCAAGGCCCCAAAGUGACGCAUAGCAGUGCAGCUUCGGAUGCUUUAACAUAUAGUUUGAUGGCACAACAACCGCCAAGUGGACCGCCGCAUGCAGGUGGACAGCAAAUCACGCCAGGUGCCAACUCAGCCAAUCUCAGCAUUGUAGCGGCCGCUUUGAGUGCCGCCCGUGACGUAGCAGGAGGAACUGGCGGUGGAGUAUCAGGAGGGGGAGCUGGAGGAGCAGUGACAGCAACUGGAGCAUCAGCUGCAAGCGGAGUAACCACCAGCGCCGUGGGCGCGACCAGCAGCAGCAAUAGCAGUGCCGGCCAACCAGCCAGCAACAGCAGUAGCAGCAAUGUGACUGGAGCGGGACAAGGGUCGGCUCCUGGCGGAGGACCCACAACCACCGGUACAAGCAGUGGUGGUCAGCAUGGUAGCGGAGCAGGAGGUGCUGCAACUGCUGACUCGGAAAGUGAUGAUAGCGAGGUGGGUCGCCUGCAGGCAUUGCUUGAGGCUCGCGGACUGCCGCCUCAUUUAUUCGGCGCCCUUGGCCCAAGGAUGACGCACAUUCUACACCGCACCAUUGGUAACAGUAGCAGUUCGAAAGCCAAUCAACUCCUGCAAGGACUGCAAUCCCACGACGAAUCCCAGCAGCUGCAGGCUGCAAUCGAAAUGUGCCAGAUGCUGGUUAUGGGCAAUGAAGAUACCCUGGCCGGCUUUCCAAUCAAGCAAGUGGUCCCAGCUCUGAUCCAACUUCUUCGUAUGGAGCACAACUUUGACAUCAUGAACAAUGCUUGCAGGGCAUUGGCUUACAUGCUGGAAGCCUUGCCCCGAUCCUCCGGCACUGUGGUGGAGGCAGUUCCCGUCUUUCUGGAGAAACUUCAGGUCAUCCAGUGCAUGGAUGUAGCGGAGCAAAGUUUAACCGCGUUAGAGAUUCUGUCCAGGCGUCACAACAAGGCCAUCUUGCAGGCAAAUGGUAUUUCGGCCUGCCUCACCUACUUGGACUUCUUUUCGAUUGUGGCUCAGCGAGCAGCCUUGGCAAUUGCCGCUAAUUGUUGCCUAAACAUGCAUCCGGAGGAAUUCCAUUUCGUUGCGGAAAGCUUGCCCCUACUAGCUCGCUUGCUGUCGCAGCAGGACAAGAAGUGUGUGGAGAGUGUGUGUUCUGCCUUCUGUCGCCUGGUGGAGAGUUUCCAGCACGACAGCCAGCGUCUACAGCAGAUCGCUAGUCCAGACCUCUUGAAGAACUGCCAGCAACUACUGCUGGUCACACCAGCCAUCCUGAACACAGGAACCUUCACAGCCGUGGUGCGAAUGUUGAGCUUGAUGUGUGGCAGCUGCCCGGAUUUGGCUAUCUCUCUGCUAAGGAAUGACAUUGCGGCUACCCUUCUCUACUUGCUUACCGGAAAUGCAGAGCCAGCUGCUGCCAGUGCCACUCAUGUGGAGCUAAUCUCACGUUCACCUUCAGAGCUUUACGAACUUACCUGCCUCAUUGGUGAGUUGAUGCCGCGUCUACCCUUAGAUGGAAUCUUCGCUGUGGACUCGCUAUUGGACAGGCCUACGCUUAACACACAGGAUCAGGUGCACUGGCAGUGGCGCGAUGAUCGCGGUUCAUGGCACAACUAUUCCACAAUUGAUUCGCGUCUGAUUGAGGCUGCCAACCAGAGCAGCGAGGACGAGAUCAGUCUAAGCACUUUUGGCCGCACUUACACUGUGGAUUUCCAUGCCAUGCAACAGAUUAACGAGGAUACGGGCACCACUCGUCCCGUUCAGCGUCGUCUCAACCACAACUAUGUGGCUCCCAUGUCUGCAGGACAGGACUUGACCACCACUGCGGCAGGAUCAGCUUCAGGGGGAGCUUCCACGUCCGCUGCCGCUGCGGCAGCUUCGUCCAAUAACAAUAACAACAAUAAUAAUCCACCAGGAAGCAGUGGUAAUCAAGUGAAGCGCCGCCCAUCGCUGGACGCCAGGAUUGCAUGCCUCAAGGAGGAACGUGGACUGGCUGCAGACUUUAUCAAGCACAUCUUCAACGUGCUCUACGAGGUAUACAGCUCUUCGGCCGGACCGAAUGUCCGAUACAAGUGCCUGCGCGCUCUUCUUCGGAUGGUGUACUACGCCACGCCGGAGCUUCUGCGUCAGGUGCUCAAGUACCAGCUUGUCUCUAGCCACAUUGCCGGCAUGCUGGGCAGCAAUGAUUUGCGCAUCGUAGUGGGAGCCCUCCAAAUGGCUGAGAUCCUGAUGCGCCAACUGCCUGAUGUCUUUGGCACUCACUUCCGUCGCGAGGGUGUUAUCUACCAGUUCACUCAGCUGACGGAUCCAAAUAAUCCCAUAUGCGCGAACCCCUCGCCGAAACCUCUAAGCACAACAGCCACGCCCAGCGCCAAUGCAGGCGGAUCACAAUCGGCUCCGGCCUCCGCCAAUAGCCUGCAGGUCAAUCCCUUCUUUAUGGAUAAUGCGCCAGGAUCGUCGAGUGCUUCCACAACUCCCAGCAGCAGCAAGCAUCAAUCGUACAGUGUGAAGAGUUUCUCGCAUGCCAUGAACGCCUUGACUGCCAGCGCCAAGGGAACUCCUGCAGGAGCGUUGGACGCCACAGGAACCUCUGCACCGGCUGGGGGCUAUAACUACAGCAGCUCGGCGCCCUCUUCAUCCUCGACAACUGGACCGACCGGUGCCUUUUUUGUGGCACAACAGGGAGAUCCCCGCCAGUACGUGCACUUUCAGCAGCCGGCAGUUCCACCACCACCCCCACAGUUGGAGCUUCUGCCAACUGGAGUUCAGCAACAAGGACAACAGGUGCCUCAGGUAAUUUACCAGCCACAACAGCAACAGCCUGCCCACUUGGUGGUGGCUUCCACCAGCAGUGCUGCUGCCUCAGCGUCGUCGUCAUCGUCCUCCUCGUCCUCGGCUUCGGCACUGCAGCACAAGAUGACGGACAUGCUAAAGCGAAAGGCGCCUCCUAAGCGCAAGUCGCAAAGCAGCGGUAGAGCAAAGGCCAGGCAAGAAGAUGCUGCAGUCGCAGCAGCGUCUGGAGCAGGAGCACCAGUCUCGUCUGCCAGUUCAGCUAUGCACGAACUUCUCAGCCGAGCCACAAGUCUUGGUAGCGGCACCGGUGGCAGGAGUACACCCAGCUCGGGCAGUGGUUCUGGUAGCUCGAAGUCUCGCUUUAAUGCCGGAAACUCGACCAACGCCGGUUCGAGCAAAUCCUCGUUCCUGGCUUCAUUCAAUCCGGCUCGCUGGGGCCGCCAGACUGCCCAUCAUCAUCACCACAAUCAGCAGUCGCAGCAGCAGCACCACGGCCUUUCUAAAGACUCGGGCAACGCUAACUCUAGUGGAUCCAGUUCUGGAACCGGUCUGGCCUACACGGUGGCCCAGCAUGGCUCUGGCAGUGGAGCAGGAGGACUAAACGCAGCAGCUGUUGCUGCCAGUAUCAGCAAGAGUAUCUCCCAUGCCAAUCUCCUAGCGGCGGCCAACAGGGAAAGAGCACGUCAGUGGGUGCGUGAGCAGGCAGUAGAUUUUGUGAAGCGCUACACAGAGCAAGAGGCAAAGAGGUGUAAGGCUGCUUCGGAAAGUAGUGCCACCCAAAGUGGAAGCAGCGGAGUGGCAUUAUCUUCAGCAGGAAAUACUCCACUGUCUACAGCGGGCAGCACCAACGUUUUGGAGCGUCUGUCCAGCAUUCUGUUUAAGCUCAACGGGAGCUACCACGACUGUCUCGAUGCUCUCCUUGAGCUGAAGACCAUCCUGUUGGAGAGCGACAUCUCUCCAUUCGAAGUGAAUCAUUCUGGCCUUAUCAAAGCCAUGCUCAACUAUAUGACUAGCGAAACGGGAUUGGUGGAGCGCGAUGCACGCCUGCGUAGUUUCAUGCACGUCUUUGCCGGUCUGCCGUUGGAGCCUCUUCUCCAGAAUGUCGGCCAGAUGCCCACGAUCGAACCGUUAGCGUUCGGCGCCUUUGUAGCCAAGUUAAACGGCUGUGUGACGCAACUAGAACAAUUCCCAGUCAAGGUACACGACUUCCCCGCCGGUCCGGGGGGUAGGUCCAAUCAGAGCGCGCUGCGCUUCUUUAACACUCACCAACUAAAGUGCAAUCUACAACGUCAUCCCCAGUGUACCAAUCUGCGUCAAUGGAAAGGCGGCACUGUAAAGAUCGACCCGUUGGCCAUGGUCCAGGCCAUCGAACGGUAUCUGGUAGUGCGCGGCUACGGAGGCAUCCGUGCGGACUCCGACGACGACAGUGAAGAGGAUAUGGAUGAUAACGUAGCAGCUGUGGUGAUGACCCAGGCUGGCUUCAAGCACAAGCUUCAAUUCACUAUCGGGGAUCACGUCUUGCCCUACAACAUGACCGUCUACCAGGCGGUUAAACAGUUCUCGCCUCUGGUCAGUGAGCAACCGGAGACCGACAACGAGUCGGAGACGCUUUUAGGAAACGCUAGCAUUUGGGUGCAACAGCACACCAUCUACUACCGCCCCGUGGAGGAAGAAGUCGCUUCGGGAGGGGCAGCGGGAGCAGCUUCCACCAGCAGCUCGUGUAGCAGUGGCGUGCAAAAGCAACAGAGCACCUCCAGUUCCGCUUCCAGCUAUGCAAAUGCCUCCUCGUGCUCUUCAUCGUCUGGAGUCGCCAGCGGUGGGGGAUCCUCCUCAAAGAAGGCCCAUAAAUCUAGUAGCAAGUUCAUGCGCAAAAAGACUGAGCUCUGGCAUGAAGGAAUAGCUCCCGGAGUGAUAUCGGCUCUUAAGCCCUUCCUGAGUAGUUCGCUUCCAGCUGAUGUGGUAACCGUUCAAGAUUCAUCGCUGGAUGCAUUGUGUAUGCUGCGAGUGAUCCACGCCCUUAAUCGCCACUGGGAGCACCUUUACGGCUGUGUUGUCCGUCAGAACAUCAUCCCCCAGGCAGAGUUUGUACAUCCGAAAAUCACCGCCAAGGCGAAUCGACAGUUGCAGGAUCCGCUUGUGAUCAUGACAGGCAACCUACCGCAGUGGCUGCCCCAAAUAGGCAUGGCCUGUCCUUUCCUUUUCCCCUUCGAGACGCGUCACCUGCUCUUCUACGCCACCAGUUUUGAUCGGGAUCGCGCUUUGCAGCGUCUGCUGGACACCACACCCGAUCUGAAUGCAGCAGAGUCUUCAGAACGAGUUGCUCCUCGCCUUGAUCGCCGGAAGCGUGCGAUUUCCCGGACGGAGAUACUAAAACAGGCCGAGCACAUCCUCCAAGACUUUGGGCACUCUAAGGCCUUGCUAGAGAUUCAGUAUGAGAAUGAAGUCGGCACGGGCUUAGGACCCACACUGGAAUUCUACGCGUUGGUCUCUGCUGAGCUACAGCGCACAGAUCUUGGGUUAUGGAAUGGCAGCGAUAGCUACAAACAGAACUCUGUUACCAUCGUGGAUGUGGUGAAGGCCAGCACUGUGUUGCACAUUGAAGAUGCCCUCGAGGCAACUACCAUGGACCACAGCCCUCCGUCGGCGGGCGGAGCAACGCUUGUAAGCAGCACUACCACCACCACAACAACAGCAACUGUGCAGCAGCAUCCACCUACGCGCUCCAGCAGUCGCUCACAUGUCUUACGCAGUGCAGCUGGCCAACAAUUACUAUCCCAACCGGUGGAGCACAGCUCCUCCAGCGCCGGCGCUAAUGAGAAUGCUUUAAAUAUGAUUAUCGCACAGCAAUUCAGUGAUAUGAACACUGCUGACCCAGCAGCAACUGAUAACCCCAGUAGCACCACUACUACAACAACCAGUGUAGUGGAGCAGAACACCAAUACGAAUCACAACAAUACCACCACGACCACAACAACAACCAUGAUGAGUUAUGUUCAUGCGGUGCAUGGCCUGUUCCCUCUGCCUCUGGGUAAAUCCUCAAAGCUUCCCCAGAUGACCAAGGCCAAGGCCAAGUUCAAGUUCUUGGGCAAGUUCAUGGCCAAGGCUGUGAUGGACAGUCGCAUGCUGGACCUGCCCUUCUCGUUGCCAUUCUAUCGCUGGCUGGUCAGCGAAGAGCAUUCGAUUGGCCUGGCCGAUCUGAUGCGUGUGGCACCAGAGGUGCAAAACACUUUGGUCCGUCUGCAGGAUUUAGUUCGCCAGCGGGAGUACAUUUUGUCCGAUCCAAACAUCGAUGCCAUGGAGAAGACAGAAAAGAUUGAACAGCUGGACCUAGACGGCUGCCCAAUUGCAGACCUAGGUCUAGACUUCGUACUGCCCGGACAUGCCAACAUUGAGUUGUGUCGUGGCGGUCGCGAUACACCUGUCACUGUGCACAACCUCCACCAGUACAUCUCGCUGGUCACUUACUGGUUCCUCAUCGAGGGUGUCCAGAAGCAGUUCGAGGCAUUGCGUGAGGGUUUCGAUUCCGUCUUUCCGAUCCAACGUCUACGCAUGUUCUAUCCCGAGGAGCUGGAGUGUGUGUUCUGCGGAUCGGCUAGCGAGCAACAGCAUUCGCGGUGGGAAACCAAGAUGUUGCAAGACAGCUGUCGCACUGAUCAUGGAUUCCACCAGGAGUCGCAGGCUAUUCAAUAUCUAUACGAGAUCCUGGCAUCAUACAACCGCGACGAGCAGCGCGCUUUCCUGCAGUUCGUGACGGGUUCACCACGUCUGCCGACUGGCGGGUUCAAGGCCCUGACGCCACCUUUGACUAUCGUCCGCAAGACGCUGGAUGGAAACCAAAACCCAAAUGAUUAUCUACCAUCUGUGAUGACCUGUGUCAACUAUCUUAAGUUGCCCGACUACUCCAGUCGCGAGGUGAUGCGGCAGAAACUGAAAGUGGCCGCCAACGAGGGCAGUAUGUCCUUCCACCUCUCUUAAGCAAGCAAUGGAACAAACCCGAAUCCCUUGCCCUGAAGACCACAUCUGCAGCAGCAACACAAAAGGAAACACUCCAGAUAAUACUAAAUUGGACAUCAGUCGCCUUUUUUCCAAGCGCUACAAAACUUCUGCAGAUUGGCUUAAUUAGAUGGGGCAUAUUUGUUUUUUUUUUUCUUACGAAAGUUACUCUCACCGCCCGCGCUUCUACCCGCCCAUUCAGGUUCCGUUUUGCCAAGCGCGCGCCAUUCUAAAUUUCAAUAUAAAUAUAUAAUUAAAAUAUAUUUUUUAAUACCAAGUUUUGCAAAAGAAAGAGAAGAAACGAAAGGAACGAAAAAAGGAAAUUAGUGCCGACGGGGAUUAAGUCAAGAAAGAAACUAAUGAUGGAUUACACUCAUACCUCUCCCAAUAAUGUUACCUUAAAUAAAUUGAAUAGUUCAAAUUGAUUAUUCAAAAGGCGAUCAUUUGUCCACCCAGAAGCGCACAGAGCGAUAAAUUAUCGAUCCGAGCUUUGCGUUCGUUCUAGUUAAAUUUGUUUUAGUUGGCUUUCCAUCAUUAUUAUUACUCUCAUGCUAAUUCUAAUACCUACUGUAAUCAAAGAAUUAUUUUAUUAAGUUUUUUGUUUGUUAUGUUGAACCUUUUUCUCUGGCGUUUAAAUACGAGUUUAAUUAAUUUGUAAGCAUAAAUAUUGCAUAAACGCUUAUUAGGAACGAAAAUGAAUGGAAAUAGAACGGAGACGAGUAACUGUAGCAUCGGAGGUAGAGGAGGAAGAGUAGCCGUUAUAUGGAAGAGGGAGAAUUCAUCAUUAUUUACGUAUAGCAACCCAAACUAAAUGAUCUAAAUAAAAACGCCCACCCUUGAAAGUUACAUUUAAAGAAUUAAAAAUAUAUUAAACAUAAAUAUAAAUAUACCUUAAUGAUCUAUCUUGCAUGCCUACAAGAAAAUUGAAUGCAAACAUUGCAAGCUGUGUUACAUAAAAAACAAACAAAACUAAAAAACAAAAGCCAUCAUGGGUGUAUGUUUAAUUUGAAGAUACCGAGAAUUGGAUUAAGGGAAAGCAGAAGGAAAGAAGUUAGUGUUUAGUACACAUCCCUUUUACAUAAACUAUGCUUACAAAUAUAUAAAUAUAAUAUAUUUAAACUGUAACAUUACAUUUAUUGUACUUGAAGCAUAUACAUACAUUUUUGUGUUGUCUAACAAAAAGGAACAGAAUGCUAAUAAAUAAAUUAAAUAAAAAUGGAUUAACUUAUGAAACUUACAUUAAACUAGAUACAAAUCUUUGCAGUACUGAAAACUGAUUACUGACAUGUGGUAUAUAUACAUAUAACUAUAAAAUCAUAUAUAUAAAUAAUAUAAUUACACUUAACUGAACACAAUGGCAUCUCUCGAGGCGCUGGUCAAGUUAUAACAUAAAAAUGUUAGAAUUAAAUUAUCAAAUAACAUUAAUAUUACAUUAUACCUUACAUCAACAAACACAUUUGCUCCAUGAUAUCGACAAGAAAGUAAAACAAACAAACCAAGAAGCAAACAAAUAAAAACAAAAUGAUUAUACGAAA
Messenger RNA from Drosophila eugracilis, 11426 nucleotides. It is a transcript of the gene ctrip, whose product is annotated as E3 ubiquitin-protein ligase TRIP12. Gene Ontology annotation, biological process: regulation of double-strand break repair; DNA damage response; proteasome-mediated ubiquitin-dependent protein catabolic process. Lineage: Eukaryota; Metazoa; Arthropoda; Insecta; Diptera; Drosophilidae. The coding region runs from base 382 to 9873 and encodes 3163 amino acids. The record is from RefSeq and is a predicted model, not a curated record. Gene Ontology annotation, molecular function: ubiquitin protein ligase activity; zinc ion binding. Gene Ontology annotation, cellular component: nuclear speck. The transcript has 12 exons.